This is a messenger RNA of Fusarium mangiferae, 1110 nucleotides long. RefSeq lists its product as uncharacterized. NCBI's taxonomy places the organism in Eukaryota, Fungi, Ascomycota, Sordariomycetes, Hypocreales, Nectriaceae. Gene Ontology annotation, molecular function: trans-2-enoyl-CoA reductase (NADPH) activity. Bases 1 to 1110 code for a protein of 369 amino acids. The record is from RefSeq and is a predicted model, not a curated record. Gene Ontology annotation, biological process: fatty acid metabolic process. Gene Ontology annotation, cellular component: mitochondrion. The transcript has a single exon.
AUGGCUGCCAUUACUCAAAAUCAAUCCUCUGACGGCAAAUCAGCCUCUGUGGGAUUUCAUUACCCCAAGCAAGAACAAAUUCCACCAGAUUCCAUCGGCGUCGAUCAGAUUCUGGUAUCCUUCAUCUUCUCCCCAAUCAACCCCCAAGACCUCCUCGUUCUUGCAGGUCGCUACCCAGUCAAACCGCUGCAUACCCUAGACAACCAGCCUGUUCUGGGUUAUGACGGCGUGGCUUGCGUCGAAGCAGUGGGUCCUCUGACCAACCCAGAGCAGACCCACAUUCGGCCCGGAGACUUUGUUGUUCCGCAUCGACAUGGAUUAGGAACCUGGAGAAGCCAAGCUCUUCUUAGCGUGACGGAUGUUAUUCCCCUGUCGCCUACGAAGGAUCUGCUUGGCGCAUCUCUAUUGCGCAUGGCGUUUCUGCCGGCUUACCUCCUCGUCGAGGACAUGCGUGACUUGAAGCCUGGUGAUUGGAUCAUUCAGAACGCAGGUUCUGGAACCAUCGCGAGGCUUGUAGCGCAGUUUGCACGUCUCAAGGGGGUUCGUACCUGCAGCGUCGUGCGUGAUCGGGAGGGUAGCACUUUCGAUGCCCUCAAGGCUGAUCUGCAGAGCCAGGGCGUUGAGAUCGUGAUCACCGAGGACGAUCUCGCUAAGCACGGCACCCAGGCUUCGGCAGAACUCGCGGAUGCUGCUGCCAAGGGUCGUAUCGUGCUCGCCAUUGACGCUGUCUUUGGUGAAUCCGGCGAGAUACUUGCAAAUACCCUCUCUCAUGGUGGGACAUAUGUCAAUUGCGGGUCUCUCGGCGGCGCAAGUGGAAUCAUUGGUCUUUCCCAGCGUUUGCUGUUCUGGUCAGAGGUCAAGUUUCGGAACUUCCGCCUGUCUGAACAGCUAAAGGCUCGUACUGCAGCAGAGCAGGAAUCUCUCCUGCUGUGGUUCCAGGACCUGCUUUCUCAGGGACUUUUGCGUACGCCACCUGUGGAGACGAUUCAGGUUCCUCAGGAUGUUGAAGGCAGGGAUGAGUUUGAGAGGCGUGUGAAGGAGUCUGUUACUGCAGGUCCUGGUGACAAGGUGGGACGGGUCAAGCAGGUUUUGCAGUUUGGUAGGGUCUAG